GGAUGCUGAUCCCAAAGGUGCGUUAGAACAUCAUAGCCUCUCUGUUUUGGCUGUUGAGUUUCUCUUUAUAUUUUUGUUCGCUUUCAUCAUCAUACCUGGAGUUUAACGCUUUAGAAGAACCACAUUUAUGGAUUACUAAAAGCCCAGGGGACAAGCAGCUCAUGAUGGCGGUGGCUUUAGAAGCAGUGUGGGUGAGGGUGAAGAAUGUCCUGAAGCAGAACGGACUCCUCAUCCUCUCCGUGUUGGCUGUAGUCAUCGGCUGUCUUCUGGGGUUCUUCCUGAGAACACGGCGACUCUCAGAGCAGGAGGUGAAGUACUUUCAGUUUCCUGGUGAGCUGCUCAUGAGAAUGCUGAAGAUGCUCAUUUUACCACUCGUCGUCUCCAGUUUGAUGUCCGGCCUGGCCGCUCUCGAUGCCAAGUGUUCCAGUCGGCUCGGCUUGAUCACGGUCUCAUAUUAUCUGUGGACCACGUUUGUGGCUGUGAUCGUGGGGAUCAUGAUGGUGUCCAUUAUCCACCCAGGCGGUGCUGCCCAGAAAGAGGACUCUGAGGACAGCAGCAAGCAUAUCAUGAGUUCUGCUGACGCUCUGCUGGAUCUAAUCCGAAAUAUGUUCCCAUCAAAUCUGGUGCAGGCUACGUUUCAGCAGGUUGUUCCUGCACUUCGUCCUGCCAGGUAUUUUCCAUUCGGCAUUGUGUUCCUGGUGGCCGGUAAAAUCCUGGAGAUGAGUGAUCCGUCUGCAAUGGGGAAGAAGCUGGGUUUUUAUGCCAUCACCGUGGUGUUUGGUUUGGUGUUACAUGGCCUGUUCAUCCUGCCUGCCAUGUAUUUCUUCAUCACUAAAAAGAGCCCCAUCGUUUACAUUCGAGGAAUCCUGCAAGCCUUGCUCAUAGCUCUGGCGACUUCCUCCAGCUCUGCCACUUUGCCUAUAACCUUCAAGUGCCUCUUAGAGAAUAAUCACAUCGACCGGCGCAUCAUACGGUUUGUGCUGCCAGUGGGCGCUACUAUCAACAUGGACGGCACUGCCCUGUAUGAGGCCGUGGCGGCCAUCUUCAUAGCACAAGUUAAUCAUUACGAGCUGGACUUUGGCCAGAUUAUCACCAUCAGCAUCACAGCAACAGCAGCAAGCAUCGGUGCAGCUGGGAUACCUCAAGCUGGACUCGUCACCAUGGUGAUUGUGUUAACAUCCGUUGGAUUGCCCACUGAUGACAUCACCCUGAUCAUUGCAGUGGACUGGGCGCUAGACAGAUUCAGAACGAUGGUUAAUGUUAUGGGUGAUGCUUUGGCCACAGGCAUCAUGGCCCACAUCUGCAGGAAAGACUUCAUGAAAGAAGGAGAUGGGGUACCUCUGGUGUGCGAGGCGGAAAUCCCCGUGAAUAAUCCGCCGACAAUGAACUGCCACAACAACAAUGGGAACGUUCGGCCUCCCUCCUCAGGAGUCAAACACAAGCUCAUCCCUCCUGACGUGGCUCGACUAAUGCAGCUGGAGGAAGGUGUUCAGCAGAUUUCAGACAAAAAGAAACCCCCGAUUCCUCCAAGAUACCUGAAGAAGAGCAAAGAACACUGCACUAUCGACCUGAAUGGCCUUGAGAGCAUCGUAUAGCCUCCAAGAUAAACCUGAUGUGAUAUUUGUGUGUUUGGACUGAUGGGUGCCCAGACGCUUGUCGGGGCGUCUUUAUUUUCUUUAUGUUCUGCAGUACCAAAUCUGAACAUCUACAGUAUCUCACAAAAAGGAAGUACACCCCUCAUGUUGUUGUAAAUGUUUUAUUAUUUGACGACACAAAAGGCACAACAUGUUGAUUCAGUGUAGUGUUUAGUUUGUAUAACAGCGUAAAAUUGCUGUCCUCUCAAAAUAACUGCCAACAAAGUGAGUAAAACCUGAGUGUAAAAAGGCAAAAUUGCUCAAAAUAUUGCUCAACAUUCUGUCUGACCCCUGUUAGUUUAGCUCCAUGACAACAUCACAGCGAAGUUGGAUGUUAGAGACCUUGUGCUUCACCACUUCCUGGUUCAGGAUGCGCGUCAAUUGGUUUAGGGUCUGGAAACAUGGUUUUUCUGGCCAUUUUGAUUACCCUCAGCUUCUUAGAGUUGUGUUUUUGGGCCAUUAUAAUGUUGGUUUACUGCUCAGUUGCCUAGUUUAUAGGGAGGCAAUCAGCUGGCAGACCUCAUACGUUGCAUCACAUGCCAAGUCAAACUGAACAGCAGAAGAGAAAAAUACAUCUCAGAAAGUAGAAAUACUGUUUAUUUAACCAUAAAUAAAGGUGUAUUCAGGUAAAGAUGAGAAAUUAGGUUAAAAAGAAAGAAAAAAAUCACUGGCUGCUUUACAGAACUGUGGAAAUGCAUAAAAAACUGUGGGUUUAUGCUUGACGCGUCAUCUAAAAUGGCACAAUUUUUCAAAAUUUAAUUUGUAAUUUUAGCAACCAACCCCCUCUGCAUGGCCCGAAUUACCCAAACCGCACACCAAUCAACAUUUUAACUACGCAACAGUCCCACGUGGAAAUAUCACUGCUGUCAACUAAUUGUACCAAAUCCUUGGAAAUAAAUUACUGUCACUCUUUUAUGACUCAAAGAGGCAUUCAAAGUUUGGAAACGACAGUUGCUUUGCUUCUGCAUUUAGUAUGUUGUUAUGAGCUUCAAUCCUGUGCUCUACACUGCCCUCUAGAAUUUAGUACCAUCCAUCAACACACUUGUCCCGAGUGGCGUCGUGAGGGGUGCUGGUGCCUAUCUCCAGCAAUCAAUAGGCAAGAGGCAGGGCAACACAGAGACAAACAAGACAAACAACCAUUCACACUCACACCAAAGGAAAAUUUAAAUAAGCCAAUUAACCUAACAGUCAUGUUUUUUCGACUGUGGGAGGAAGCCGGAGUACCCAGAGAAACCCAGUUAUGCACAGGGAGAAUAUGAAAACUCUGUGCAGAAAGACCCUGGGUCGGGAAUAGAGCCCGGGACCUUCUUGCUGCAAGGCAGCAGUGCUACCCACUGCGCCAUAUUGGGUAAAGCAGGGAAAAGCCGCACGGGCUAUAAAGGCUGGAACGCGCCAAUAUCUGACUUGAAAUGUUUUACCUAUUGUUUGUCCAUGUUCGCUCCGCUUUGCUGUUCAGAGAUUUUACUUUGUACUUUCCUAAAAUAUGUUU
This is a messenger RNA of Cyprinodon variegatus (sheepshead minnow), 3123 nucleotides long. Its product is annotated as excitatory amino acid transporter 5-like. The transcript is spliced from 9 exons. Gene Ontology annotation, molecular function: L-glutamate transmembrane transporter activity; neutral L-amino acid transmembrane transporter activity; glutamate:sodium symporter activity. Gene Ontology annotation, cellular component: plasma membrane. The coding region runs from base 162 to 1595 and encodes 477 amino acids. Gene Ontology annotation, biological process: L-glutamate transmembrane transport. NCBI's taxonomy places the organism in Eukaryota, Metazoa, Chordata, Actinopteri, Cyprinodontiformes, Cyprinodontidae. The record is from RefSeq and is a predicted model, not a curated record.